Scomber scombrus (Atlantic mackerel) is the source of this 7070-nucleotide messenger RNA. Its product is annotated as Golgi apparatus protein 1-like. The transcript is spliced from 26 exons. Gene Ontology annotation, molecular function: fibroblast growth factor binding. Gene Ontology annotation, cellular component: Golgi membrane. Lineage: Eukaryota; Metazoa; Chordata; Actinopteri; Scombriformes; Scombridae. The coding region runs from base 1 to 3426 and encodes 1141 amino acids. The record is from RefSeq and is a predicted model, not a curated record.
AUGGCGGCGUACAGUCGCUCUCCGCUGCUGCUGCUGUUGUCGUCAGUGUGUCUCUGCAGCUUUGGCUCCGUUUUGGGCUUGAAGGCAGCCAGCGGCCCCGCAGAGCCCCCCAACCCGCCCGUCAUCAGAGCCGUGGACCCCCCGGCAAAGGAUGCACCUGCCCCGGCCGCCGGUGCUGGGGCCUCACAGCCUCGAAGGGCGACCGGCUGGAAGCUGUCGGAGGAGGAGGCCUGCAGGGAGGACCUGACCCGACUCUGCCCCAAACACACCUGGACCAACAACCUGGCCGUGCUGGAGUGUCUGCAAGACCGCAGAGAGGAAAGUGAGAUUGCUCCUGACUGCAAUCAUCUCCUGUGGAACUAUAAACUCAACCUGACCACAGAUCCCAAGUUUGAGUCGGUGGCCAUGGAGGUCUGCAAGAGCACCAUCGCUGAGAUAAAGGAGUGUAACGAGGAGGAGCGUGGACGGGGCUACCUGGUGUCCUGCCUGGUGGAUCACCGUGGCAACGUCAGCGAGUACCAGUGCAACCAGUACAUCACCAAGAUGACCAGUAUCGUCUUCAGCGACUUCAGACUGAUCUGCGGCUUCAUGGACAAAUGUAAAGACGACAUCAACGUCCUGCACUGUGGCAGCAUCAACGUAGGACACAAGGACGUCCACUCUCAGGGUGAAGUGAUCUCCUGUCUGGAGAAGGCGUUGGUGAAGCAGGCGGAGCAGCAGGAUCGGGCUGCUCAUCAGAUCAAAGAGGAGUGUCAGAGGGCCAUCCUGCGGGUGGCGGAGCUGUCGUCAGAUGACUUCCACCUCGACCGACAUCUUUAUUUCUCCUGCCGAGACGACAGGGAGAGAUUCUGUCAGAACACUCAGGCAGGAGAAGGAAAAGUCUACAAGUGUCUGUUCAAUCACAAGUUUGAAGAGGCCAUGUCAGAAAAGUGCAGAGACGCUCUGACCACCCGUCAGAAGCUGAUCUCUCAGGACUACCGGGUCAGUUACUCUCUGGCUAAAGCCUGUAAAGUGGAUCUGAGGAAGCAGCGCUGCAGUCUGGACACCAACCUGCCGAGAGCCCGCGAGGCCCGACUGUCGUACCUGCUGCUGUGCCUGGAGGCCGCCGUGCACCGAGGUCGUCCGGUGAGCGGAGAGUGUCAGGGAGAGAUGCUGGACUACAGGCGGAUGCUGAUGGAGGAUUUCUCUCUGAGUCCGGAGAUCGUGCUUCACUGUCGGACAGAGAUCGAGGCUCACUGCUCCGGUCUGCACCGCAAAGGCCGCACGCUGCACUGCCUGAUGAAGAUCGGACGGGGCGACCGAAGCACCACCGUGGACAACGCCUGCCAGACCGCUCUGCAGACUCUGAUCCAGUCCGCCGACCCCGGCGCUGACUACCGCAUCGACCGAGCGCUCAACGAGGCCUGCGAGUCCGUCAUCCAGACCGCCUGCAAACACAUCCGCAACGGAGACCCAAUGAUCCUGUCGUGCCUGAUGGAGCAUCUAUACACAGAGAAGAUGGUGGAGGACUGUGAACAUCGGCUGUUGGAGCUGCAGUAUUUCAUAUCCAGAGACUGGAAACUGGAUCCCAUCCUGUAUAAGAAGUGUCAGGGCGACGCUGCCCGUCUCUGCCGCACGCACAGCUGGAACGAGACCAGCGAGCUGAUGCCGCCGGGCGCCGUCUUCUCUUGCCUCUACCGCCACGCGUACCGCACCGAGGAGCAGGGACGCAGGUUAUCACGGGACUGUAAGGUGGAGGUGCAGAGGAUUCUCCACCAGAGGGCGCUGGACGUGAAGCUGGACCCCGAGCUGCAGAAACGAUGCAUCACGGACCUCGGCAAGUGGUGCAGCGAGAAGACGGAGGCUGGACAGGAGUUGGAGUGUCUGCAGGAUCAUUUGGAGGACUUGGUCUCUACCUGCAGGGAAGUCGUGGGCAACCUGACAGAGCUGGAGUCAGAGGACAUCCAGAUUGACGCGCUGCUGAUCAGAGCCUGUGAGCCCGUCAUCCAGACUCACUGCCAUGAUUUCGCUGAUAACCAGAUCGACACCGGUGACCUGAUGGAGUGUUUGGUUCAGAAUAAACAACAGAAGGAAAUGAACGACAAGUGUUCAGUGGGUGUUACGCACUUCCAGCUGAUUCAGAUGAAGGAUUUCCGCUUCUCCUAUAAGUUCAAGAUGGCCUGCAAGGAGGACGUUCUGCGCCUGUGUCCAAACAUCAAAAAGAAGGUGGACGUGGUCAUCUGUCUCAGCACCACAGUGAGGAACGACACGCUGCAGGAAGCCAAAGAGCAGCGGGUUUCUCUCAAGUGUCGUAAACAGCUGCGGGUGGAGGAGCUGGAGAUGUCGGAGGAUAUUCGGUUGGAGCCAGAGCUGUACGAUCCCUGUAAGUCUGACAUCAGCCGCCUGUGUCCCAACGUGGCCUUCGGUAACGCUCAGAUGAUCGAGUGUCUGAAGGAGCAGAAGAAGCAGCUCAGUCAGCGAUGCCACCAGCGGAUCUUCCGGCUGCAGGAGACGGAGAUGACCGACCCCGAGCUCGACUACCAGCUGAUGAGAGUCUGCAAGCAGAUGAUCAAGCGGUUCUGCACCGAAGCCGACGCCAGAAACGUUCUUCAGUGUCUGAAACAGAACAAGAACAGCGAGCUGAUGGAUCCAAAGUGUAAACAGAUGAUCACCAAGAGGCAGAUCACCCAGAACACAGACUACAGGUUGAACCCGGUGUUGAGGAAAGCUUGUCGAGCCGACAUCCCGAAGUUCUGCCAGUCUAUCCUGAACAAGGCGAGCGAGGACAGCGAGCUGGAGGGUCAGGUCAUCGCCUGCCUCAAACUCAAAUACGCAGACCAGAGGUUGUCUCCAGACUGUGAAGACCAGAUCAGAGUGAUCCUGCAGGAGUCAGCGCUGGACUACAGACUGGACCCACAGCUGCAGAUGCACUGCUCCGACGAGAUCUCCAGGUUGUGUGCGGAGGAGGCAGCAGCUCAGGAGCAAACCGGUCAGGUGGAAGAAUGUCUGAAAGUCAACCUGCUGAAGAUCAGACAGGAGGGCUGUAAAAAGGAAGUCCUGAACAUGCUGAAGGAGAGUAAGGCGGACAUCUUUGUGGACCCGGUCCUCCACACAGCCUGCGCUCUGGACCUCAAACACCACUGUGCUGCCAUCACUCCCGGCAGAGGAAGACAGAUGUCGUGUCUGAUGGAGGCGUUGCAGGACAAAAGAGUCCGUCUGCAGCCAGAGUGUAAGAAAAGACUUCAAGACCGCAUCGACAUGUGGAGCUACGCUGCCAAGGUGGCGCCAGCAGAGGGUUUCUCAGACCUGGCCGUGCAGGUGAUGCUGUCGCCCUCAAAGAACUACAUCCUGCUCAUGAUCGCUCUGAGCGUGUGCAUCCUCUUCCUGGUGGGGCUGCUGUGUGGUCGCAUCACCAAGCGGGUGACGAGAGAGCUGAAGGACCGGUAGAGGACGAGCGCUUCGACGCCUUCGGAAAAAGACUGACUCCUCGCACCUCCCUGUAUCUCUCCUCUUCCUCCUCCUCUUCCUCCUCUUCUCUCAGAUGCCUGGUCUGUAACCAGCCAACCUGCACAGUGCCAACGCCAGAGCUCACAUCUAGACCUCCUCGGUCCCCGAAUCUCACGAAAAAAACCUUUAAAAAAUCUCCAUUUGGGCAUCUCCAAACCUCGAUUGAUCGUCUCUCUGAUCGGAGCAUUUGUACUUUUUUUUCCUCCUCCGAGCAAAUCCUGCUUUUCUCCGAUGACAUUUGUUUGGAGUUGGAUGCGAGAUCGUCAGGCAUCUUUUCCGUUUCUUAAAUAAGCGCUGUUCAUGGUGUGACUGAGGGAUGCUGCUUCUCUCUCGCUGAGGUUAGGAUUUCUUUCCCCCCUUUCCCUUUCGUUAGAUCCUGAAGCUUUUUGUUUUUUGUUUUUUUUGUUGUCAUAUUUAAUGGAGACUGGAAGCAUGUAGAGCUACAAGAAAUCGUUUCAUUAUAAGUGACUGCGGCUGCCUGAAUCGCACAAGAAGCUACUUGGAAAAUUGAGGCAAACUUUUAAAGGUUGAAUUCUGAGAUCAACUUGUUGCUUGUUGAAACGUUUUUUUUUUUCCUUUUUUCUCAUCGUUCAUGAAAAUCCCGUCCUCUUCACAUCCAGCUCGCCAGGUACGACUCUUAACAUCUUUUCAGACCAGUUAGGACCCACAUCGCGAGGGUUAAGCUGGUCUCUAUUAUCAGAAACAUUGUGUGCACAUUCAAUUUUAUCCUUUUAUAACUUCAUUUAAAUGCUAAUAAUUCAAUCUUUGCACUUUUUAUUUUUAUGCCUUAUUUAUUGUUGAUUAAUGACUGAUUCUUGAGUUUUGUGUGUGUUGCUGUGCAGCUAAACACAGCUGCUGAGGUGAAAGUCAGCAGCUGUGAGAGGUCAGAUUACACAAGUGGAAGCCAAAAUGUUUUAUUCAUCUCAAUUGUUGGAUUGUAAAGACGAUAAAAGUCACUAUUUGUGUUGCCUUUUAAUGAACAGACUCAACCUGCCACAUAAACAGAGCAGCACAGACAUGAGCGGUUAUCUUUGUUUUAUGAGGGAGGAAGUUAGAGCUGCAACUAAUCCUUAUUUCCAUUAUCAAUGAAUCUGCUGAUGAAUCGUUCGGUCUGUAAAACAUCCGAAAAUUGUCUUAUUUCAUCCAACCAACAGUUUAAAUCUUGAAUACAUUCAAUUCACUGUAAUGUAAGAUAAAGAAAACGCAUCUAAGAAUGUUUAGCACAUGAUUCAUAGAUUAUCAAAAUAGUUGCUGAUUGAUUUUUUCAUUGAUCAAGUUGACUAAUCUUUGCAGCUCCAGAGGAAAUGAUGGAUCAUGUGGAUAUCGCCUUUUUAAAGAUGAGACUUGUGUUAAGAAAAAAAAAAGAAAAAAAAAAAGCUGUUUUUUCUCUUUUCUUAAAAUAUCUGAUCAUUUAUUUAUUGAGCCUAAACCUGCACUGAGUUGCUAACCUACUGAAAUACAGCGUAAAGUUGUUUCUUCCUUUUUUCUUUUUUUUCCCAGCAAGUUUUGAGUAAUUCCAUGAGUCCAGAUGAGUCGGUCCAAAUGUCCAAAAAACUAAAAAUAUCUCUUUAUUUUCAACAAAUUAAGCCAUGAGGAGAAAAAGACAAAAGAGUGAUGAAUUAGAACAAUAAGCUGUAACUAUGCUUUGACUUCCUGGAGUCCUGUUGCUAUGGUGAGGUUGCCAGGCGAGUUUCGUAAAGUACAUUUAUACAACACUAAUUUCUCUAUUUAACUCCCUCCAAAAACAGCUGUCUUUUUUUUUUCCUACGGAUGAAAUAAAUGAGAUACAACAUGUUAAUUAGUGAGCGUUAGAGAUGCUGGCAGAUGAAUUAUUUAGUUUGGACGGAGCCACGUUAGCUGUUUUUCUCUCUCUGCUUUUCAGCCUUUAUGUGAAGCUAAGCUAACUGCCUCCUGGCUCCAGCUCGUAUUAAGCUAAUGUACACUACCUGCCUGUUCUGCUGCCCUCCAAGAGCCCAAAAAACAUAUAAUUAAAGCAGUUUUUAAAGAGUACUCCCCCAGUUUAGCAUCACAUUUAAUCAUGACUGACUCAGAAUGGACAGUUUAGUAUCAGAGUUAAUGCAGCAGAUCCACACAUUGUUCUUUCUUGUCAAAAACUUGCGCCUACAUUACCCACAGUUCAAUUUGAUCGCUGACAGUUUUAUGCUAAUAGUGGCUAAUAUAGCCUCGAGGAGCUAGCUACACAUGUCUGAUAACUUCACUUCUUUAUGGCUCCAUUUUCAAAUGUGUAGUCUUCAGCCUCAACAGAUACAUUUAUCAGAUGUCACACAGCUCCCACGAAAAGGUUUAUACUACUUUUUUCAUACUUCACUUUACUUUUAAUAUUAACAAAAGAAGAAGAAUGUCUUCCCCUUGUCCUAAAUUGACACUAAAAUACUUCCUUGUUUUAUGAAUGAAGCGGUACACAAGUUGAACUGCUGUAGAGUCUGUUUGACCAAUCAGCAAACCUUAAAGAUCCUUUACUUUUGAAAAGUAUAAAAAGGGACUUUUUAGAGGGUAAAAUAACUUUCCUAAUCCCUGGAGAAAGUUUAAAUAUAUGCAGUUGUACUUCCCAAGGCUGAGGCAUUCAGCUGAUCUGUGUGUUUAGAUUUUAUUUAUUUCCACCAAGUGUGUGACCAUCAACUUGAAGCCUGAGCUGAUUAAUAUCUGAUGUGUAUUUUCAAUUAAAUAACACAUAUUUAUAAAACAUUUUUUAUCAUUUUGAGUCUCCAGUCAUGGUUUUAGAAGCUCAAGAUCAACUCAAGUAUCAGAGUUUUAGUGCCCUUAAAACUGACGUUGUCCAAUUUAAGAAAAAUGUAUCAGAUGCAGGGAAGUUUUUGAAGGAUUUAUUCUGAUAUCACAACAUUUCAUAAAUGAAAAUAAAUUCCCUCGGCCAGUAUUUUACAGAUAUUAGAGCCAUAAACAGAUAGUUGUGCUGCAGGAAAAUGACUGACAUUAUACUGUUUUCUUUUUUGUUGUUGUUGCAGUUUUGUUCUUUUUCUAAGUGUUGACUCUUUCUUUAUGUGAUGCAUUUCAUGUACUUUCUAAAAAAAAAAAAAAAAAGAAAUAACCACAUUUUUUCUUUUUUGCAAAUAUUUUGCAGCUUGCACAUUAAUUUCUGUAAAUGAUGAAAACCAGAAAAAACCGUCAAACUUUUUUCUGCUCAUUUACAAACGUCAACGAAGCUCAAGUUGCAAAUAAUUUGUGGACUCAUUCUCGAAGGAUUUUGACUGUGAAAAAAUAAAAGAGGAAUGUCUUUUAAGUGAGAGCAGAGCGGAUCGGUCGUCAGAUAGAAACCAACAGCUCGCUGCUUUGAGCUUUUCUAAAAAUGAUCCUUUUGUUUCUGUCUGCGUCAGCUGAAGCCGGACGUUGAAUCGGAGCGAUUUAACAGGCCAUUAAAAUACAGCUAUCAUAACCAGUUUUGUAUGUAAGUCUCUACGUGUACAAACUUUAUUGGUGUGCAAUUUGUUUCUUUUUAGAUUAUGCUAUGUAAUAUGAAGAUGUAACAGAUUUAUCAUUGUGAGAUUUGAUUUUGCUGUACAGAUAAAAAUUUGUCAAUUUAAUAAAACUGUCUGCUGAUUUUCAUA